This is a messenger RNA of Lithohypha guttulata, 840 nucleotides long. RefSeq lists its product as uncharacterized. Gene Ontology annotation, molecular function: peroxidase activity. Lineage: Eukaryota; Fungi; Ascomycota; Eurotiomycetes; Chaetothyriales; Trichomeriaceae. The record is from RefSeq and is a predicted model, not a curated record. The transcript has a single exon. Bases 1 to 840 code for a protein of 279 amino acids.
AUGCCAGGCUCGAACGUACCAUCGGAGCGAACUCCUCUCGUGUCAUCAAACUUGUCAAGAGGCACAUAUGCACCAGCUGGGCCGACCGACACUCGAGGUCCAUGCCCACUGGUCAAUUGCCUUGCGAACCAUGGCUACAUCAACCGUACAGGUCGAGAUAUUCGUGCCAGCGACCUCAACACAGCCAUGAAUGUUGUCGGCCUUUCCGCAGCUUUGGGAGCCGUUUUUGCCUUUCCAAUUUACAACGAGAGGCUGGAUCGUAAUGUGGCCAAACUGGACAGAAGACGAGGCUUCCUGGCACGUUUGUGGUAUCUUCUCCGUAAUCCGUGGUCCAUCAUGUCCAAUUUUGGCCUCCGCAGACGCAAGCAAGUCGAUGGCCAAGGCACCAAAGUUCUCAAUCUCGAUCAGCUGGCCACACCUGGCAUUAUCGAACACGAUGUCUCGCUGACGAGACGUGACCACACACAGAAGCCUGGCAACAUUGCUCCUCAGUCAGAACUUGUGGAAGACCUUCUAGCCUCUUCGAGCGAUGGUAAGACCAUCACUAUGGCAGAUCUAGCUGCUCUGAGGAAGCGGAGAAUACAACGACAACUGGACGAGAAUCCAGAUCUUCAAUAUGGGGCCCUAGCACACCAAAUUGCUUGCACAGAAAUAGCGCUGAUACUGGACGUCUUCGGCAACGGCAGUAGCGUUCCGUGUGACUAUGCUCGUGCAGUCUUUAAGGAAGAGAGACUUCCUGUUCGAGAGGGAUGGACAAGACGAUAUUGGUGGACUCUGGGAUUUUAUGAGCUUGUAGGUACCAUGAACAAGGUGAAGUCGCUCGUCGGCUUGCAGGUUUAA